Apus apus (common swift) is the source of this 1867-nucleotide messenger RNA. RefSeq names its product SNF8 subunit of ESCRT-II (gene SNF8). The record is from RefSeq and is a predicted model, not a curated record. The coding region runs from base 836 to 1753 and encodes 305 amino acids. Gene Ontology annotation, biological process: protein transport to vacuole involved in ubiquitin-dependent protein catabolic process via the multivesicular body sorting pathway. The transcript is spliced from 6 exons. NCBI's taxonomy places the organism in Eukaryota, Metazoa, Chordata, Aves, Apodiformes, Apodidae. Gene Ontology annotation, cellular component: ESCRT II complex.
AGGAGCCGGGCUGUGACCCCCCUGGGCUUUGCUUCCCCCCCUGCCCCAGCCCCCGGGGCACCGCCGGGCAGGGGGGGGGGGCAGGAUGGCACCCGGGGAGCUGCCUCCCCCCCCCGGGAGGCUCUGCCUCCCUUCCCGAGGCCUCAGCAGCCUUUCAGCUCUGUCGAUCAGUUCCUGACCCCCCCCUCUUUCUGAGGUUCCCUCUUGGGUGGGGGCUGCCCUGGGUCUUGUCUCCACCGAUGCUGGUUUGGAUUUCAAGUGUGUGUGUGUGUUGGGGGGGGGUGGAAUCCUUGAUGGGCUGGAGUGGCUUUUAGCAGGUCCUUGAAGCCCCCUGGGGGGGGUGGGUGGCACAUCAGAGACCCGAGUGGUCCUUGAGGACCUGCACUCCCAUCAUGGGAUGGUUUGGGUUGGGAGGGACCUUCAAGAUCACCCAUUUCCAACCCCCCUGCGUGGGCAGGGACACCUCCCACCAGCCCAGGCUGCUCCAAGUGGCCUGGGUGGAGCUGGAGGGCCCCCCCCCGGGGGCUCAAAUGCCUCUCCAGGAAGUCCUUAGUGGCUUCUCAUUUUCUUUCUUUCUUUUCUCAAGCCACAGGGAGAGGGGAAAUUAAAGCCACAAAACCCUAGAUCCAAACAACGUGAAGGAUCAGGCUGUGGAGGGGGGGAAAAGGGAAGAAAGGCAGGGCUUGGGGUGAGGCUUUGCAUGGGCAGCAGGGACCACUGAGCCCCCCCUGCUCCACCCUCAGGUGCUUUUCAAGACAAAUGAGACUCUUCUUAGUAGAGGAAUUUUUGCUGCUUUGACUCUUGAUUCUCUACAGAACUUCACAGAAGCAUCAGGAUGGUUGGACUGGGUGAUCUUAAGAGUCAUGGAAUGGUUUGGGUCGGAAGGGACCUUAAAGCUCAUCUAGAUCCAACCCCCUGCAUGGGCAGGGACACCUCCCACCAGCCCAGGCUGCUCCAAGCCCCAUCCAACCUGCCCUUCAACACUGCCAGGGAUGGGGCAGCCACAGCUUCCCUGGGCAACCUGGGCCAGGCUCUCACCCCCCUCACAGGGCAGAAUUCCUUCUCUGCAAUUCUCUUGCAGAUGUCCAAGCAGCUGGACAUGUUUAAGACCAACCUGGAAGAGUUUGCCAGCAAACACAAGCAAGAGAUCCGCAAAAACCCCGAGUUCCGGGUGCAGUUCCAGGACAUGUGUGCCACCAUUGGAGUGGAUCCUCUGGCAUCUGGGAAAGGAUUCUGGGCAGAGAUGCUGGGAGUUGGAGACUUUUACUACGAGCUGGGUGUGCAGAUCAUUGAGGUUUGCCUGGCUCUGAAACACAGGAAUGGAGGUCUGAUAACACUGGAAGAGCUUCACCAGCAGGUGCUGAAGGGAAGGGGGAAGUUUGCUCAGGAUGUCAGCCAGGAUGAUCUCCUUCGUGCCAUCAAGAAACUGAAGGUCUUGGGGAAUGGCUUUGGGAUUAUCCCUGUUGGUGGAACAUACCUGAUCCAGUCUGUCCCAGCUGAACUCAACAUGGAUCACACUGUGGUGCUGCAGCUGGCAGAGAAAAAGGGCUUUGUGACUGUCAGUGAGAUCAAGUCCAGCCUCAAGUGGGAGACAGAACGUGCAAAGCAAGUGCUGGAACACUUGCUGAAGGAAGGGAUGGCCUGGCUGGACACGCAGGCAGUGGGAGAAGCCCAGUACUGGCUGCCUGCUCUCUUCACAGAGCUCUACUCUCAGGAAAUCACUCCAGAGGAAGCCAAGGAGGCAAUUCCUUGACUGCUACACAUCCUGUGCCUGUACAGAACUCUUCUUGGGCUGUUAUUUGCAUAUCACCUGAAACACAGGGACAGCAGACUUGAAAUAAACGUUUUAUAGAAGUGUCUAGCUUGA